CAAGUAUUGCAGGACCACGCUAUGAUUAAGGGUAAUCAACUUGAUAAGGUCCAUCAAUAAUAAGGCCCUACUUAUUUGUUGUGGGUUCGAUGCAAAAUACCCUUGUUUUCAUUUGAAUUCUUCAUCUUUUGGUCAAUUGAGUAUGGUGUUUGUAACGGGUGGGUGCCUUUAGGAUACAUCGCUAUCGAACAGACGCAGAAAGGUCAUCAUUCUAAUACUAUUAACGAUGGAGGUUGCGUUGGAACACCUCAGAACAAUUUUAGUGCCUCAGCUUGAUUGCUUUCAACGUAGAAACAAAGGCUCUGUGCCUAAACACUUCGCUGAGAAAGUUGUUUCCAUACAAACGACUGUUUAUUCCUCUAUAUAGUCGACGACGUAGCCGCUAACUUUUAGCACUAUCCCAAUUUCGACUGACCACCUACAUACUUAUUUCAACAAGACCUUUCAUACUUUACUUAUAACGUUACGUACUACUUGUAUACACUUUUAUUAUUACCUAAUUUCUCACAAUGUCUUUAAACAACAUGGUUCAAUGCUCUCGAGGCCACCAGCACUACGGAAAGAAUGGAGCGGCUGGUAUUAUCUUAUACCGAUACCGCGAUGAUGGCCAGGUCGAAAUGUUACUUUCACAGCGAUCUGCCAACGUCGAUCACCCGAACACUUGGUGCACAAUCGGGGGCCUUGUAAACGACGGAGAACAAACCUUCCAGGCCGCGAUACGAGAGAUGCAAGAAGAGACCGGCUACCUCAUUCGACAAAGUAAUAUAGCUCUUACAGGGGCGGCACAAGACAAUCACGGAGGUUGGACUUACACUACCUAUUUCGCUACACCAAACCAUAAUGUUAAGAUCCCCGACGCGUUCAAGUUGCAGACGUCCGAAAUUACGCAAGUUAGGUGGAUAACGCGCAAGGAGCUCGGACACUACCCAUUGCACCCUAGCUUCUUGGAUCAUACCGUUCGCUUGAUGAAUACCAUGCUUCAGCGCGACUACGAUCCGGCCACUGGAGCUUUUUGUCCCACGGUAAAUUUCACCUCUAUCUUGCCCAAGCGUUGGACCCAGGAGUAGAAACCUAGAUUAACCGCACUUAAUGCACACCAGUGAGUAGUUCGCGUACAUAAUUAAUAUAACAAAGCUAUUCGCUUCCAAAUUGUCAUUCCUUCCGGUGAAUUGCAACUUGAUUAUUGUCUUUCUUAUGUGAUAAUAU
Molecule: messenger RNA, 1206 nt
Organism: Hypoxylon trugodes
Lineage: Eukaryota; Fungi; Ascomycota; Sordariomycetes; Xylariales; Hypoxylaceae
Exons: 1
Coding region: 510-1067 (185 amino acids)
Molecular function (GO): hydrolase activity
Source: RefSeq, a predicted model, not a curated record